UUCCUCUCAUUCAGCCACAAAACAAGCAGCGUUGCAGCACACCAGAGAAGUGAUGCCCAAGCUUUCUGGGAAAGCUGCACCCAGGGAAAACUGAUCAGGUUUGGUAGCAACAAAACACCAGAAAAAUGUUAUUCUGGCAGAUGACAAUAUUUUGGAGCCUCACAAUGGCCAGAAGGUCUUUGCAGAGUUCCCUGGACUUCCGUUUUGGCUCACUCUCUCAUUCAUCUAUUCACAGUAAAGUUAGCAGAGGAGAACAGAGCAGAGAAGAAGAGUUCUACAGGCAGAAAAGACAAGCUGUUGCUUUGGAUAGUUCAACUGAAGAACAUACUUUUGUGAUUGAGAUAAGCUUUACAGAUUCCUCACUUCAGGAGACACUCCGGAGUUAUUUAAACAACCUUAACUUUCCACUCUUGGUAAAUGUGUCUGAUUCAGCCAUGAAGAUAACAAGUAUUAAUGUUACCACAGUGUGUAACUCCACUGUCACUGAUACGUCUCAUUGCUACUGUGAACAUGGUUAUGAAUGGCCUGCCAACACAUGUGAAGCAUAUCCCUCCUGUCCUGAAACCGCAAAAGCUGCAGGAACUCAGAGCUGCAAGUGCCUGGCAUUGCUGCCUUCACAGGGAGGCUAUUGCCAGCCUCAGCCUGCAAGUAAUCCUUCCACACACAUAACAAAAAUGUCUCUUGAGCUUGACGAACCCUUUCCAGAUGAUCUGUGGGAUUCAUCUUCCAUUUUGUUUAAACGAUACAAAUACAAUCUGGAAACUGCGCUUACUAUAGGUUAUAGAUCUUUACAAGGCUUCAGAACUGUAACAGUUACAGGAUUCAGGCCUGGGAGCAUUGUGGUUCACUAUGAAAUAACAUCAACCGGAGACAUGCCUGUUGAAAGGGCCAAUGCAAAAGUAGCUGAAGCCAUAGGCGAUUCCUACAAACUGAAAAAUAACUCAUUUGCAAAGGAAAUCCCCGGCAAUGUAAACUUCUCUGUUUCCCCCGAGAACAUUUUUGAGGGGGAUACAGUACGAAUGUUCUGUGAGUCAAGCUCAGUGACAAAUAACGUGACUUGGACUCUUUCGGGGCGUUUGCUCUCCAGCAACCGGCACUCUGUUCUGAAUGAAUUUAAAAGUGGAAAGUCAACGUCAACACUGACAAUCACAAGCAUUAAGCAGAAUGAAUCUGGUAAUUAUAGUUGCUCUUUUAUGGAAUGGAAAACGAAUUUGUCAUUAAUAUACAAAUAUGUAGAGAAUAUAAUUGUCUCACCAAUCAAAAUUGCACAAUCGGAUAAUAUUUCAAUUGUAUGCAAUGGCGAGAGGCACGAACUGAGUUGCUGCACUGAUCGAGAUAUCCGAGAAUUCAAUUUUUACUGGAAACCAAAUGGAUCAAUAAAUAUUUCAGGUAGUAUCACCUCCAGUCAUAACUGUACAACAUAUGUACUUCAGGCAAAUGAGUCUCAAUGCCCAGCGGACAAGUCUGGGUCCAAAACAGAUUAUACGUGUGAGCUGAACACUACAUAUGGUGCCCGAAACAAUAGAGUAAUCAGUGUGACUUAUUUUCGAGUGGCAAAUGUGAUCAUGUCUUCCAACCCAAGUGGUAAGGUGUCUAAGGGGCACCAUAUUUCAGUGACGUGUCUCAGUGAUGUGAGCAACUAUGACAAAGUCACGUGGCAAAUCCAAAGUGGAAGCUCUAUUAAGGAAGUAGAUCGUGUGUGGUUCACUACCACAAAGACCCCAAGAGGUGCUAAAUCUGUGCUGAAUAUAGGCAGUGCUAAUGAGAAUUGGGCAGGCACCUAUAAAUGCACCUUUUCCCAAAGUUUUUUGAACAGCCAAGCACAUAUGAAAAUUCAAGUUUUUCCUUUGCCCCUGAAACAAGAGAUCACCAGAGAUCCUAUAGAAACAUUUGUCUCCUGUCCAGUGAAUCAAGUCCUGAAAUGCUGCAUCAGAAAACAGGAAAACUAUAUUGUAACAUUCUCUGGUCCAAAAGGGUCUCCGAGCUUUCCUGCAGAAGUUAGAAAAGAAGGCAGCCUCUACUGCUACUAUACCAAACCAGUGGCCACAGAUGUUUCCUGCAGUGCCCUCGGACAAAGAUUUGAGCUGUUUUGUGAGUUCACCAACCAAAUUGGUGAUAGUGUUAAGAGUUCACCAAUUACCCUAAAGCUUGUCCCAGCUAAGAAGGUGGCGUGUAAUUCUUCAGAGAUUGGUACUGGAGAGAGUGGUGCUCGGAUUACAAAGCCAUGCUUGCAGUCACCGGGGGAGAAGAGCAAUCAUGUCAGAGGACAAAUUACCUAUAGGUGUCACCAAAACAAAUGGAUUGUUGCUAGAAAUGACUGCUUAGCUGUCCCACUUAAUGACCUUCUUACUAAUGCUGAGUCUUUGGUGUCUAGUCCUGAGUCAGUGAGGAAUUUGCCCACAUACCUUUCACAUCUGAAUACAACUGUCAAAAAGGAGCAGAAAAAUGUAAACACUUCAGUUGCAAAUCUGAAAGCAGUUGUUGAAAUCUUGAGCUUGGUUUCAGCCAUUCCCGUAAAUGCAGAGGAAACAACAAUGAAGAAUUUUUUGUCCACGGUAGAUACCAUUAUGAGUACUCCAACAGGAACAUGGAAUGAUUUUAAGAAUGGAAGCUCUCAACUACUAGAUUCAGUGGAGCAAUUUUCAAGGUCCCUCCAACCUGUCAAUAACACAAUUCCUCCAGUCAGCUAUGGCAACAUUCAACUUGAAGGAGCAGUUGUUGAUCAAGGAGAAGACUAUAACAAGAGUUUUACAUUUUCAGAACCCUCAAGGCUUAGUGGCGGCGUUCUAAUCGAUGAACCCAAACUUGAAAAUGAGACAUCAGCUUUCACCAUCAUCAGCGUGGCUUACUCAACUUUGGACCAUAUUAUUGCUCAGUCCAAUAAGACAGCAGGACCAGUAAUCAAUGGUUUGGUUCUCUCAACUGUAGUGAGUGACAACAACAAACUGAAGGAAGAUUUCCAGAUCAAUAUGGUGUUUACAAAGCGUGAAAAAACCCUACAAAAUCCACAGUGUGUCUUUUGGAAUUUUAAUUUCACAGCAGAUGGAGGCGGCUGGGAUAGCGCAGGAUGUGAAAGCAGAGAGGAUGGGGAUGAUAUCAUUUGCACUUGUGACCACCUGACGUCAUUCUCCGUGUUGAUGUCUCCUAGCCAUGAGGACCCAUGCAACGACGCCCUGCCACUGACUUACUUGACAUACAUUGGCUUGGGUAUUUCAAUACUGAGCCUGGUGGCCUGCAUUGGAAUUGAACUUAUUGUCUGGAAAUCAGUCACCAAAACAAGAAUAUCUUACAUACGCCAUGUUUGUAUUCUGAACAUUGCAAUGUCUCUCCUCAUUGCAGAUCUCUGGUUCCUGGUUGUUGCAAUAAUACAUAGCAGAAAUGAUAAAUUAGAUCGGCCAAUUUGCAUUGCAGCAACUUUCUUCACUCACUAUUUCUACCUCUGUGUCUUCUUCUGGAUGCUCACUUUGGGCCUUAUGCUCUUCUACCACCUGGUCUUCAUUUUACAUAAUGCAAGCAAGACUCUCAUGAAAAGUGUCGGUUUUGGCUUGGGAUACCUUUGCCCUCUGGCUAUAGCAGUCAUCACAAUAGCCAGUACGAUUUCGUCUGGGACUUACACAAAAAAAGAUAUCUGUUUGCUCAACUGGGAAGAGAGCAGAGCUCUUUUGGCCUUAGUCAUUCCGGCUGUGGUCAUUGUUGCUAUUAAUGCUAUAGUUACGAUCGUGGUUAUAGCCAAAAUAUCAAGACGUUCCAUUGGGGAAAAAUCAAUAAGUGAAGAAAAGAAAUCUUUGUAUCGGAUCGCCAAGAGUAUUGGUGUUCUAACACCCUUGUUAGGACUUACAUGGGGAUUUGGUCUUGCCACAGUUAUACCAGGAAGCCCAUGCAUAUUCCACAUAUUAUUUACCAUUUUCAAUGCUUUUCAGGGAUUAUUCGUUUUCCUCUGUGGAACUCUCUGGGAUAGAAAGGUACGAGAGGCUGUGCUGAAUAAAGUUCCUCUUUCCAGAUGGAGUUCACAGCAAACAAAGUCAACAUCCCAGGGCAUGUCAGCGCCUAUGCUUUCCAUCAGUUCCCCCUUUUCAAAAACUUUAAACAACUUGUUUGGCAAAGCAGGAAAAUAUCAAGUUUCUUCUACAGAACCAACAUCUUCGUCUUCUGAAAGUACUUCAAAGGCAUAUUCUUUGUUGACAUGAACACAUGCAUAAGGGUUCAAAGAUCCAGAUUAAGCGACAAACAAGAAGUCGAUAAUGAAACAUUUGACUUUCCAUUGAACUAUGAUUUGUUAACUGAAUAUAUUAUUUCAUAGCUAAUGAUGCACAGGUGACUCCUUUCAGUACCAUGUUUAUGUUAGAGCUCCAAUGCUGCAAGAUGUUGGAUGUCCUCUUUGAGCCAAGGUGUUGGUAAUCAUUCAUUCCACAGAUGGAGGAAAUGGGUUGAUAGUUGUGUAUUACAGCUGGUGAUCCUAACUUAGGGUUCAUAAAUGAGGGAUAUCUACUUCAGUUAUAUCAAAAUAUGUGCCCAGACUGACAUAGGGUUUUCUAUAACUAUUAUUUACAUGUUGGGCUGAGGCAUUUGCAUUUUAGUUUUUCUAAUGUUUAAGGCACCUCCAUUGAAUCCUACGUAUGUCAGUUCAGAGAUAAACCUCUAUUCCAUGGGAAUUUUUCCCAAGGCAGGGUAUGAGACUGCACUCCACAUCAUGAUCCUCAUUUCCAAAUGUGGUCCUAAACCUACUGGAAAUUAGUGAAAUGUCUUUUUAUGAUAUAGAGCAAUAUGUCUGUAUGUGAUAGAGCUGUGUCAAUCAUGUGAAGUGUCCACUAUACAAUCAAAAGCACUUUAAUUUUUGUACUAUCAGGUUUUUUUCCAGUUACACCUCCUUUACUAAAAUUAAUGUUAUUUAAUAUAAAGAUAUAUUUAUAAUGGUCUUGAAUAAAAAAUGCUUGCAAAGUGCCCUGCCCUAA
This is a messenger RNA of Anolis sagrei ordinatus, 4952 nucleotides long. RefSeq names its product adhesion G protein-coupled receptor F5 (gene ADGRF5). Lineage: Eukaryota; Metazoa; Chordata; Lepidosauria; Squamata; Anolidae. Gene Ontology annotation, biological process: cell surface receptor signaling pathway; energy reserve metabolic process; fat cell differentiation. Gene Ontology annotation, molecular function: G protein-coupled receptor activity. The record is from RefSeq and is a predicted model, not a curated record. Gene Ontology annotation, cellular component: cytoplasmic vesicle; membrane.